CCCCCCCUUGUCCCUCCGCACAGCCCCAGCGAUGCUGCGCUCCCUGCGCCCCGUCCAGCACCUGUGCCCGCAUCUGUCCCCUCCCCUGUCCCCAUCUUUGUCCCCACGCUUGUCCCUAGCCCUGCGCCGCCCGCUCUCCUCGCCCCGCCACGCCCCGCGCUUGCCCCUGCGGCAGCGGCUGCUGGUGGCCAGCGCGGUGGCGGGGGCGGUAGCCACGGGCUGGCUUUACCUGCGGCACCAAAAGCAGCGCCAGCAGCGCUCCCGUCGCCUCCGCGACCUCCGCACGCUGGCGCUGGGACAAGGCGACUUCCACCUCCGCGACACCGCGGGGACAGUCCGGAGCAAAGCGGAUUUCCUGGGCCGCUGGGUGCUGCUUUAUUUCGGCUUCACGCACUGCCCGGACGUGUGUCCCGAGGAGCUGGAGAAGCUGAGCCGCGCCGUGGAGCUGCUGGAGCGCGAUSCCGCCGCGCCGCCGGUGCAGCCGCUUUUUGUCACCGUGGACCCCGAGCGCGACGAUUCGGCGGCGAUGGAGCGGUACCUGCGCGAUUUUCACCCGCGCAUCCUGGGGCUCACCGGGACCCCCGAGCAGGUCCGGGCGGCUGCUGCUGCUUUUCGGGUUUAUGUGAGCGCCGGGCCCCGCGAUGCUGACGGGGAUUAUGUGGUGGAUCACUCGGUGCUGACGUUCCUGGUGGAUCCCGACGGGAUUUUUCGGGAUUGUUACGGACGUUCCCGCACGGCGGAGGAGGUGGCGAGGAGCGUGCGGGGACAUAUGGACAGCUACGAGCCGCUGCCGCCCGCCGAGGGGGAAUAAAUGGGGGAAAAACA
Messenger RNA from Malurus melanocephalus (red-backed fairy wren), 825 nucleotides. RefSeq names its product protein SCO2 homolog, mitochondrial (gene SCO2). The transcript has a single exon. Lineage: Eukaryota; Metazoa; Chordata; Aves; Passeriformes; Maluridae. Gene Ontology annotation, biological process: mitochondrial respiratory chain complex IV assembly. The coding region runs from base 32 to 811 and encodes 259 amino acids. The record is from RefSeq and is a predicted model, not a curated record.